Molecule: messenger RNA, 720 nt
Organism: Oncorhynchus kisutch (coho salmon)
Lineage: Eukaryota; Metazoa; Chordata; Actinopteri; Salmoniformes; Salmonidae
Product: F-box only protein 48-like
Exons: 4
Coding region: 122-583 (153 amino acids)
Biological process (GO): SCF-dependent proteasomal ubiquitin-dependent protein catabolic process
Cellular component (GO): SCF ubiquitin ligase complex; cytoplasm
Molecular function (GO): protein binding
Source: RefSeq, a predicted model, not a curated record
CCCAUAUCAGUUGUCGUAGCUUUGAACUGAAAGAGAGACAUUUAAACCGUGAGCUGUCUAGGAAGUCGACAUAGUGUUUAGGCACAGAGCCACUGUUAAAUGUGGUGUGGGACACUGAACUAUGCAGUAUGUCUCCAAAAGGAACUCUAUUACCUAUUUUGUCAGUGAAAGAAGUCCCACCUUGACCUCCGCCAAAGAGACAUGCCCACACAACUUUGCUGAAAUAUUGCCCACGGAAAUGAGCUUGAAGAUUUUCAGCGAACUGGACAUUGACAGCUUAUGUAGUGCAUUGUUGACUUGCAAACUGUGGCACCACAUCAUUGAAGACAGUGACCACCUCUGGAGGAAUCACUGCCUGACUGUGCAAGCUUUCUGUCAACAGGAGGUUGAUGGGGACAGACAGUAUGGACUGUCGUGGAAGGUCACCCUGGUGCGGAACUAUAGGAGAGGUUUUCUGAAGAGAGAAUGGUUAAGGGGACGAUACAGCAACAUUCAUUCAGCCGAUGAACUACUGGACAGGAACAUGUGCUCAUUGGAUGUCGAGACUUGGGGCGAGAUUCUGGAUGCAGAGCUGGAGAGAUAGAUGCAAUGCUAUAAAGAGAUAUGGCACCAUGAACAUCGGAGGUAUCACCCUCCCUCUGGAGCAGCAGUCCAAAGACGAGGAGUCAGUGGUGUACCAUGGACAUUAUGACACAGAGGGAGUGCCUCACACCAAGAGUG